Molecule: messenger RNA, 4149 nt
Organism: Stegastes partitus (bicolor damselfish)
Lineage: Eukaryota; Metazoa; Chordata; Actinopteri; Pomacentridae
Gene: mthfd1l
Product: methylenetetrahydrofolate dehydrogenase (NADP+ dependent) 1 like
Exons: 28
Coding region: 357-3275 (972 amino acids)
Biological process (GO): tetrahydrofolate interconversion
Cellular component (GO): cytosol
Molecular function (GO): ATP binding; methenyltetrahydrofolate cyclohydrolase activity; methylenetetrahydrofolate dehydrogenase (NADP+) activity
Source: RefSeq, a predicted model, not a curated record
GGCUGCGCUCCCACAGCGUGACAUUCACGUGUCUCCUCAGCAGUCCGUGCUUUCAUACAGGGCCUUUCUCUGUGGGGGAUUGGUCACGUUUUGGAGUUGCUGAAGCGCGCCGACAUCGGAGUAGUGAUUUGUCCGAGCGCCCGUGAAGACAUCGUAGCUCCAUCACCUCAACUUUGUUUCUGUUCCUCCGGUUGAGCGUCGCGAGCCGCCGCCAGCAGGACGAACCGAGCAGAACCCGACCGAGCCGCCAGCAGGACGAGCCGAGCAGAACCCGACCGAGCCGCCAGCAGGACGAGCCGAGCAGAACCCGACCGAGCCGCCAGCAGACAGACAAAGCAGUGAGAGCAGGAAGCAGCAUGAGGCUGGCUCUUCUUCGCAGCGCCUGUGGGAGUCUUCGGGGACAAGCAGCCCGUCCAGGAAGCAGGCUCGUCGGCUCCUCUCGGAGAUGCCUGCCGGUUGGAGCUACCGACCGCCGGCUGAUCCUCCGGACGGUGAGCGGGACCUCCAGCAGCGGCUCCAGCCAGAAGCUCACCGUGGACCUCGGCAAGCAGCCCGAGGAGGAGGACGGGUCUGGAUGCGGCAGCUCAGUGAGUGAAGUGGUCCAGAGCACUAAGGAGGCCCUGGUGACCCUGCAGAGAAGAAAUCCAGCAGUCCAGCCUGUGCUGGCCAUUCUACAGGCAGGUGAAGAUGACAGCGUGUUGGAGGUCAGUAAGAAGAUGGCAGGAAAGAUUGGUUUGGACGUCACUCAGAUCUGUCUGGCAAAGGAAUGCAGCGAAGACGAAAUUGUAAAGGAGCUGCUGAAGCUGAACGAUGACCCCAGGGUGCAUGGCGUCUACCUCCACCUCCCUCCGGCUUCCCUCACCAGCCGAGUGCUCAACACGCUCAGACCUGAGAAGGACGUAGACGGGAUCACAGAUCUGAAUAUGGGCCGCCUGGUGCGAGGAGACCUGAGCAAAGGCUUUGUGCCGCCUGUAGCCAGCGCUGUUUUGGAUCUGCUUGAGAAACACGACGCCCCUCUGGAAGGGAAGACUGUGUUGCUGGUUGGAGGAGAAGGACCCCUCUGCUUGACCCUGCAGUGCCUGAUUGAAAGAAGUGGGAUGGUAGCUCUGAAGAGCCGCUGGAACGCCGACAACCUGCAGAGACAGGUGAUGCAGGCUGAUGCUGUGGUCCUGCUGGAUGGAGCAAACGUGGAGAUUCCACCCACCUGGAUUCGACCGGGGGCUGCUAUCAUUUGCUGUGAGCCCACCUUGGACACAGAUACCUUCGGCCUGUCGUCCAAGUCUGGACUGGGACACCUCACAGCUGCAUACAGAACACAGAAUGUGGUGCGUAGCUGCAGUCGGUGGCUCCAGGAGCAGCAGUACCGAGCCUGGUGUCUGCACAGCCUCAGACUGCAGCCGCUAACGCCGGUACCGAGUGACAUCGAGAUAUCCAGAGCUCAGACGCCCAAACCAGUGACUCAGCUGGCCGAGGAGAUUGGUCUGCUGCCAGAAGAGCUGGAAGCUUACGGCAGGAACAAAGCUAAGGUCCGGCUCUCCCUGUUAGAUCGCCUCCACGCGCAGCCUGAUGGCAAAUACGUGCUGGUAGCCGGCAUCACUCCCACUCCACUGGGUGAAGGUAAAAGCACCGUGACCAUCGGCCUGGUCCAGGCCAUGUCUGCCCACCUGAAGCGCAACUCCUUCGCCUGCCUCCGCCAGCCGUCUCAAGGACCCACCUUUGGAGUUAAAGGGGGAGCUGCAGGAGGGGGGUAUGCCCAGGUCAUCCCUAUGGAGGAGUUCAACCUCCAUUUGACAGGUGACAUUCACGCCAUCACAGCAGCCAAUAACUUGGUGGCUGCAGCCGUCGAUGCCAGGAUGCUCCACGAGGCCACGCAGUCCGACAAGGGCCUGUUUAGUAGGCUGGUCCCUGCAGUGAAUGGAGUCAGAAGAUUCUCACCCAUCCAGAUCUCCAGGCUACACCGUCUUGGCAUCUUUAAAACAGACCCCGCAGCUCUCUCACCGCAAGAAACCAGCGCCUUUGUCCGUCUUGAUCUUGACCCGUCGAAGAUCACCUGGCAGAGAGUUGUUGAUACCAACGACCGUUUCUUGAGGAAGAUCACAGUGGGACAGGCGAGCACUGAGAAAGGACAGAUCAGGGAGACGGGGUUUGACAUCGCAGUGGCCAGCGAGAUCAUGGCCAUCCUGGCUCUGGCAGACGGCCUGGAGGACAUGAAGAACCGCCUGGCCCGCAUGGUGGUGGGGACCAGCCGCUCCGGACAGCCCGUCACCGCAGAGGACCUCGGUGUGAGCGGAGCGCUGGCCGUGCUCAUGAAAGAUGCCAUCAAGCCCACGUUAAUGCAGACCCUUGAGGGUUCGCCAGUGUUUGUCCAUGCUGGGCCCUUCGCCAACAUCGCCCAUGGCAACUCCUCGGUGCUGGCAGACAAGCUGGCUUUGAAGUUGGUGGGACGGGACGGCUUUGUGGUGACUGAAGCAGGCUUUGGAGCAGACAUCGGGAUGGAGAAGUUCUUCAACAUCAAAUGUCGAGCUUCAGGUUUGAGGCCCGAUGCAGUGGUGCUGGUUGCAACAGUUCGAGCGCUGAAGAUGCAUGGUGGCGGCCCAAAUGUGUCAGCAGGCGCACCUCUUCCCAGAGAGUACAUCGAUGAGAACCUCAGCCUGGUUGCAGGAGGCUGCCGUAGUAAUCUCAGGAAGCAGAUCCAGAUUGCACACCUGUUCGGGGUUCCAGUCGUGGUCGCAGUCAACGUCUUCAAGACAGACACCCAGGCAGAGGUUGACCUUGUGUGUGAAAUAGCGAAGGAGUGUGGAGCGUCUGACGCUGUGCCCUGUCACCACUGGGCUCAGGGUGGCCGAGGUUCUGUAGAGCUGGCCAAGGCUGUGACCGAGGCCACAAGCAGACCCAACAACUUCCAGUUUCUGUACAGCGCAGAGAUGCCGAUAGUGGAGAAAAUCAGAACAAUAGCCCAGAAAGUGUACGGAGCUGAUGACAUAGAGCUGUCUCCAGAGGCCAGGACCAAGACAGACUACUACAGUCAACAGGGCUACGGAUCAUUACCCAUCUGCAUGGCCAAGACCCACCUGUCUCUGUCCCACAUGCCCGACAGGAAGGGUGCACCCACUGGAUUUGUUCUGCCAAUCAGAGACGUCCGGGCCAGCAUCGGGGCCGGCUUCAUCUACCCACUUGUUGGAACGAUGAGCACGAUGCCCGGCCUGCCGACCCGACCUUGUUUCUACGACAUUGACCUUGACCCGGUCACGGAGGAGAUCACAGGGCUCUUCUGAGCAUGCUCCCUAGCGGCGCUGUCAUGGGCUCUCGGCUCGGUUCCCAGGAUGCACCGUCUGAUGUCCCCGACACCUCUACUGGGAAUGCUUCCUCCUCUUCAGCAGCCCGACACGCCUCACAUCAGAAUAACAUGUUCUGAGUGGAGAAAACCACCAGUGGAGCAUUAGCUGUAUGCUUUAUUUGCACAUCUAUGUGAUCUGCCAAAGAUGAUGCUAAACAUCCCACAUGCUGUGUGUGUGCUUCUGACCUCCCUGUUCUGGGUUUUCUAUGAAUGGGGGAGUCAGUCUGCUUGACUUUUACGUUAUUGUUGUGUUUUCAUAAACUUCUUACGUAGAAAAAACUUGCUAGAAUGUCUUAAUGAUGGUCCUACACUUUCUAUGUGUCAUGGGGUUUUUAACUGGAAUGUGAACGAAGCUGCUGGCGAGCGCACAAGAAGCUGUUCUGGUGUUUCAGCUCCAGUGUUCUGACCCGUUGGAGCUGCUGAAUGUCAGAGCUGCUGUACAUUCACUGGACAACCUGACAAGUUCCAUUCAUCAACUCCAAGCUGUUUUUAAAUGUUAUCUUUCACAUUUGUAUGGUGCAGGUAUGAAUCCAGUCUGUUCCUUUAUCUAAUCUGUCAUUUGUAGAGCAGAAAGUGUUGAAGCCACCCAGAUCCUCAGCAGCCUCAGUUGUUCUGCCCAUUUCUUCAAUAGUACCUCUUCCUUUUUUAUAUAUCUAACCAAAAGCUGAUGCCUCUAGAAGUAGUUUUAGACUUAACCUACAGUCAGAGUUUUACUUUUUAAUCCAACAUUGGAUUCAAAAGCUAACGAGGUCUGUAACCGUUUAGUUGUCUGUCAAAGUGCCUUUCAAAUAAACAUUUAAAUGCCUCCAAAA